GGAAGUGCUCUGAACACAUCGUACACAAGCCUCGACUGUUGGGCUGCUCCAUUUUCUAGCUAACGGCAAACUGUUGUUUCGCCUUUUAUAGUUUUAUUUUCUAAUUCUGUUGGACUGAAACGACGAUAUUGUCAAGAUGGGGGGAGGAGAUCUUAAUUUGAAAAAGAGCUGGCAUCCCCAGACUAUGAAAAACAUCGAGCGAGUUUGGAAAGCUGAACAGAAACAUGAGGCUGAACGCAAGAAGAUCGAGGAGCUCCAGAAGGAACUCAAAGACGAAAGAACCCGAGAAGAAAUGACCAAAUAUGCAGAAGAAUCCGGUGCAAUCAAAAAGAAAGAUGAUCGUCUGGACUGGAUGUACCAAGGCCCCGCUGGCCAGGUGUCCAGAGACGAGUAUCUGAUGGGACGUCCCAUUGACAAGCAGAUCACUGACCAGUAUGAGGAGCCUGAGAGCGGUCCAUCAGCUGAGACUGGCCUCCUUCCAGGGUCCAUCUUCAACCCUGCCACCCCUGCUUCCAACCUGGACCUGGCUGCCAAGAUCAGGGAAGACCCCCUUUUUGAGAUCAGAAAACGUGAAGAAGAAAAGAAAAGAGAAGUCCUGAGUAACCCUGUGAAGAUGAGGAAAAUUAAAGAAAUGCUGCGCCAAAAUCUUGGCAAGAAAGAAAAGAAGAAGAAGAGGAAGAAGGACAAAAAGGAAAAGAAAGGAGACAAAGAACGGAGAAAAGAGAAGAAGAACAAGAGAAGGAGUUCAAGUUCAGGCUCGGAGGAAGAGGAAAAGCACAGGUCACAUUCAAGAGAUGAAUCUACUGCGGACACAAAGUCGCGUUCCCAUCAUGUCCCAGGCUAUGGCCUUCAGUUCCCUGCUGGCAGACACCACCAGUCCUCGGCUCCCUCCAAUCACUCUGGGCGCCGUGAGAGAAGCCACUCCCGAUCACCUCACAGGAACAACGGUCACUCCUACUCUUCGUCUUCACAGAGCAGAGACAGGAAAGUUGAACCCAAGGCUCUCAGCCCACAGAGACAGCGUUACCAACGACAGAGACAUCCAGUGUCCAAAAAACUUUCUGCAGAGGAGCUGGAGCGCAAGAGGCGGGAAAUGAUGGACCAGGCCAAGCAGAGGGAGGAGGACAGAGAGAAUAAUGUGAAGAAAUACAAGAGACAAGAUGAGCAGGAAAAACAGCGGGAACAAAAUGUCAAGCAUGAACGGCAUGCUGGCUUCAUUCAUAACAUGAAGCUGGAGAGUGCUGCCAGCUCUUCAUUAGAGGACAGAGUGAAGAGGAACAUCCACUCCAUUCAGAGGACGCCGGCCUCCCUGGACAACUUUAUGAAGAGAUGAACACACAACAUUUAUUGUACAGAUAAACUUAAAUGAACCGACUGUAAAGGCUCAGGCAAACUGUGUUCUAAUGGAUUUAGUAUUAAUGGUGGGGGGUGAUGGGAGUCUGUGUGGCUUGAUUACUACCCAGUGGCUUUUAAUUUGGCUUUUUGGCCCACAAUAUUCAUAAGGUCCAAAAAAUGUACAAAGUCUAGUCGUUGUUAUUCCAGUAUCCUGUUUUUAUCUCAAACAUUUUGUAAAAUACUGUAUAUUUGUUACUUUCUGUGAGAAUAAAAAAAUCCUACAC
Molecule: messenger RNA, 1619 nt
Organism: Labrus mixtus (cuckoo wrasse)
Lineage: Eukaryota; Metazoa; Chordata; Actinopteri; Labriformes; Labridae
Gene: cwc25
Product: CWC25 spliceosome associated protein homolog
Exons: 9
Coding region: 137-1333 (398 amino acids)
Biological process (GO): mRNA splicing, via spliceosome
Cellular component (GO): U2-type spliceosomal complex
Source: RefSeq, a predicted model, not a curated record